CGAAAAUGAAAAUAGUUAAGAGUUGUGAUAAAAAGCGCGAUAAAUUAUGAGUUUGCCAAAGAUUUUUUAACAUCGAGAGAAAUUUCGAGGAUCGUCAAUAUAUUCAUAAUAACUAUUGAAAGACUUAAUGUACUGGCUUUUACGAAAGGUGUAUUGACAAGGGCGUGUAUAUGUUGAUUCAAAAUAAUCUCAUGUAUAACGCUUUUGAUCGGAAUCAAUUCAAAACAGCAAAACUUCCAAGCGAGACGAACAUAUUUAAAUAUGGAUUACAUUAUUAUGUUAACUAUUGUCAUGCUGAUAAUGAAUCAGUAUGUUACAUCACAAAAGUCAGGUUCCGAUUACCCCACGUUUUUCAACAUUGGAGGCGUCUUAAGUAACAACGAUAGCGAAACUCAUUUCUCAAUGGUCAUAGCGCAUCUGAAUUUUGAUCAACAAUAUGUUCCGAGAGGGGUAACAUACUACGAUAAAACGAUUCGCAUCGAUAAGAAUCCUAUUAAAACAGCUUUAGAUGUCUGCAAACAUCUAAUCUCGCGCAGGGUAUACGCCGUUGUAGUGUCACAUGAACCAACUGGAGAUUUAUCGCCCGCAGCAGUGAGUUACACUAAUGGAUUCUACCAAAUUCCUAUUAUUGGAAUAUCAUCAAGAGAUGCUGCUUUCUCCGAUAAGAAUAUACAUGUAUCGUUCUUGAGAACUGUACCGCCUUACUAUCAUCAGGCUGAUGUAUGGCUUGAAAUGCUCAAUCAUUUUGGAUAUACAAAGGUUAUUGUUAUCCAUAGUUCGGAUACCGACGGAAGAGCAGUUCUGGGUCGCUUUCAAACCACAUCGCAAACAAACUACGAUGAUAUUGAUGUACGGGCAACUGUUGAGAGCAUAAUUGAAUUCGAACCAAAGCUGGAAAGUUUUACAGAAAAUCUUAUCGAAAUGAAAACGGCACAGUCAAGAGUUUACUUACUCUACGCAAAUGCCGAGGAUUCGUAUGUCAUUUUCCGAGACGCUGCUCAAAAUAAUAUGACAGAAACAGGUCAUAUUUGGAUUGUAACCGAACAGGCUUUGAUGGCUAACAAUACACCAAUAGGAGUUUUAGGAUUGAAAUUGAAUUACGCAAAUAGUGAGAAUGAACAUAUAAGGGAUGCUAUAUACGUUCUGGCAUCUGCAAUCAAAGAAAUGAUGACUCACAAUGAAACAAUCACCGAGGCUCCAAAAGAUUGUGACGACACAGGUGCUUUUUGGGAAUCAGGAAGGAAAAUGUUCAAUUAUUUGAAAACUCGUAACAUUCGUGGAUCUACAGGACAGGUUGCGUUCGACAACAACGGAGAUAGAAUAUACGCGGAAUACGAUGUCAUAAAUGUUCAACAGUCUUCUUCAGUACUGUUUAAAAAGAAUGUAAAAGUUGGAAGUUUUUUCUAUGAUGCCGACAAAGGUCGAAUGAAGUUGAAAAUAAACGAUUCGGCAUUGAUUUGGCCUGGAAAUACAGAAAAGAAACCAGAGGGAAUCAUGAUACCAACCCACUUAAAGGUUUUAACUAUCGAAGAGAAACCUUUUGUUUAUGUGCGGAGAUUAUUAGACGAUGAAAUUGAUUGCGAGGAAGAUGAAAUAGCAUGUCCUCAUUUCAACAUUACCGAUGGAAAUGAGAAAGAUUUCUGUUGCAAAGGAUACUGUGUUGAUUUAUUGAAAGCAUUAGCACAGCGCAUUAAUUUUACCUAUGACUUAGCACUUUCUCCUGACGGUCAGUUUGGACACUAUCAACUCAAAAACCACACCACUGAUAUUGGAACAGGAGUUAAGAAAGAAUGGAAUGGCUUGAUAGGUGAACUGGUAUCAGAGAGGGCUGAUUUGAUAGUAGCGCCCCUCACUAUUAACCCUGAAAGAGCAGAAUUCAUUGAAUUUUCAAAGCCGUUCAAGUAUCAAGGUAUAACUAUUUUAGAGAAGAAACCCUCCCGUUCAAGCACAUUAGUAUCUUUUCUGCAACCAUUUAGUAACACAUUGUGGAUUUUAGUGAUGGUUUCGGUUCAUGUUGUUGCACUCGUUCUUUAUCUUCUGGAUAGAUUUUCUCCCUUCGGACGUUUCAAACUAACAACGAAUGAUGGAACCGAAGAAGAUGCACUCAACCUGAGCUCAGCUAUUUGGUUCGCCUGGGGAGUACUUCUGAACAGCGGGAUUGGAGAAGGAACGCCUCGGAGUUUUUCCGCUAGAGUGUUAGGCAUGGUAUGGGCUGGAUUCGCUAUGAUUAUUGUAGCAUCUUAUACUGCUAACCUGGCGGCUUUCCUGGUGUUAGAACGACCUAAAACCAAAUUAUCCGGAAUCAACGAUGCGCGUCUCAGAAAUACCAUGGAAAACUUGACGUGUGCUACCGUGAAGGGCUCAGCUGUAGAUAUGUACUUCCGCAGACAGGUGGAACUAUCCAACAUGUAUCGGACCAUGGAAGCCAAUAAUUAUGACACUGCUGAACAGGCUAUCCAAGAUGUUAAGGAUGGAAAAUUGAUGGCCUUCAUAUGGGACUCAUCUCGUCUAGAAUAUGAGGCGGCGAAAGAUUGUGAGCUUGUAACAGCGGGAGAGUUGUUCGGCAGAAGUGGUUAUGGUAUAGGCUUACAAAAAGGUUCGCCUUGGACAGAUGCAGUAACUCUGGCAAUAUUGGAUUUCCAUGAAAGUGGAUUCAUGGAAGCACUAGAUAAGGAAUGGAUUUUUCAUGGUAAUAUUCAACAAUGUGAGCAGUUUGAGAAAACACCUAACACGUUAGGGUUGAAAAACAUGGCAGGAGUGUUUAUCCUUGUUGGUGUCGGCAUUGGGGGAGGCAUAGGCCUAAUUAUCAUUGAAGUUAUAUACAAAAAACAUCAAAUUAAAAAACAGAAAAAAAUGGAAAUCGCUAGACACGCUGCAGAUAAAUGGAGAGGAACAAUAGAGAAACGCAAAACAUUGCGGGCUUCCCUAGCGAUGCAACGACAGUAUAAUGUGGGCUUGAAUUCGGUAUCCAAAUCGAUAAGUCAAACAGUUGAUAAAGGUCGAUAUCCGAAGCUCAAUCCUCUUCCACGCGCACCAGAAAGGGCAUGGCCUGGAGAUCAUGAAAUUACACGGAACCGAAAAAAUAAUGAUCACAUAUACAAGCCACCGCCAAGAUAUAUGCCAACAUAUGCAACGGAUGUAUCGCAUUUAGUUGUAUGAAUGAAAUUGAGCAAAAGUAUUAAUACAUCAUAACAUAACAAUUAUAUGAGGAAAUAUCUAGUCAACAUUGUUAAACGGUCAUUCGAAAUAUAGCACAAAUUCCAAAAUGUUUGACGAGUGUAUAA
Messenger RNA from Toxorhynchites rutilus septentrionalis, 3284 nucleotides. It is a transcript of the gene Nmdar1, whose product is annotated as glutamate [NMDA] receptor subunit 1. The coding region runs from base 262 to 3159 and encodes 965 amino acids. The record is from RefSeq and is a predicted model, not a curated record. Gene Ontology annotation, biological process: ionotropic glutamate receptor signaling pathway; chemical synaptic transmission; monoatomic ion transport. The transcript is spliced from 15 exons. Lineage: Eukaryota; Metazoa; Arthropoda; Insecta; Diptera; Culicidae. Gene Ontology annotation, cellular component: neuron projection; plasma membrane; NMDA selective glutamate receptor complex. Gene Ontology annotation, molecular function: NMDA glutamate receptor activity.